GCUUGUUGAUAUAAAGACCGUGCCAUGUGGUAAAGUGGAAGCAGGUUAAAAUCAGAUUUUGAAUAAACAUUUUGGAAAUAUGUCAUUCUUCAUUAGGAAUAAACAAGGAGGAAUUGGAGCUAAAAGAAAGAUCAAUGGUCAUAUUAAAGCAACAAAGGGAAAGAAAAAGAAGAUCAUUCCUAAAUCUGUACCUGAUGAUAAUGAAAGUAUUGCCAGUACGGAUGAAGAACUUGCAGAAGAGAAUCAAAAACAAGAUGAAUAUGAAAGUGAGGAAGAAGAAGAAACUGCACAGGAGAAACGUAUUAGACUUGCAAAGAAAUAUCUCGAACAAAUUGAAGAAGAAGAGAAGGACAGAGCAGAAUUUGAAGAGGGAGCAGUAGCGAAGCGAUUACAUGAAGAAUAUUUAGAAGAGAAAGGGAGAUUGAGGAAAACCGUUGCUGCAAAUUAUGUGAAUCAUGGUGAACCGAUCAUUCUUAAAUGUAAAGAACAUAAAAGUUCAAUCACUUGUUUAUGUCUCUCUAGUAACGGAAAAUUCUUGUACUCCGGUUCAAAGGAUGGUAGCUUAGUAAAAUGGUCUUUAAAAGAGAGGACUAAAUUAAAAGCAGUUAAAGGGAAAGCGAAAUCACAGGAUGGAAUGAAGUGUGUACAUUGCGUGGCGAUUAGCACUGACGGUAAAUUUUUGGUAGCAGGAGAUAGUGGUUGUAAAUAUGUUAAGGUAUUUUGCGGAGAUACUUUGAAACUUAUAAAGAAUUUACAAGGUCACAGAGGUAGCGUAACAGGUUUAGUUUUCCGCAAGGACACGCAUACGUUGUAUUCCGCUUCGGAAGACAGAAGUGUCAAAGUGUGGAAUUUAGAUGACAUGGCGUAUGUCGAAUCCUUAUUCGGACAUCAAAGCGGUGUUACAUCGAUCGAUGCUCUCGCGCGAGAACGUGCGAUCACGAGCGGUGGCUUUGACAGGACAGUUCGGAUAUGGAAAAUCGUGGAGGAAUCGCAACUUAUAUUCAAUGGACAUGGUGGUAGCAUAGAUGCCGUAAAGCUUGUAAAUGAAGAGAUCUUCUUGAGCUGCGGAGACGAUGGACAAUUGUGUAUUUGGGGCUGUUUAAAGAAAAGGCCUUUGUGCUCUGUGCCAGACGCGCACGGCAGAGAUGAAAGCAAUAAUCAACCAAUGUGGAUUUCUAGUAUAGCUACAUUACUCAAUACAGAUUUGGUUGCGUCAGGAUCGCGAAAUGGCGUUAUCAGAUUAUGGCAGUGCAGCGACUCGUUUAGGGCUUUGAAUCCUCUGUUCGAAAUUCACUUAACAGGUUUUAUAAAUGCGUUGUGGUUCACUCCAGACGGAACUGAGCUCAUUGCCGCUGUUGGUCAAGAACACAGACUUGGCAGAUGGUGGCGCAUACCAGAAGCAAAAAAUAGUAUUGUCGUAAUACCAUUAAUCCAAACGAAAGAUAAAUGAUUACAUGAUUUUGUAUUUUUAAUUUACAUAAUCUCAUUGUAUAUUAAACAAAUCAUUGUUUACUAUUUUA
Molecule: messenger RNA, 1520 nt
Organism: Ceratina calcarata
Lineage: Eukaryota; Metazoa; Arthropoda; Insecta; Hymenoptera; Apidae
Gene: U3-55K
Product: U3 small nuclear riboprotein factor 55K
Exons: 8
Coding region: 80-1450 (456 amino acids)
Cellular component (GO): small-subunit processome
Molecular function (GO): protein binding; U3 snoRNA binding
Source: RefSeq, a predicted model, not a curated record